This is a messenger RNA of Pectinophora gossypiella (pink bollworm), 2655 nucleotides long. RefSeq names its product cGMP-dependent 3',5'-cyclic phosphodiesterase-like. Lineage: Eukaryota; Metazoa; Arthropoda; Insecta; Lepidoptera; Gelechiidae. Gene Ontology annotation, molecular function: protein homodimerization activity; 3',5'-cGMP-stimulated cyclic-nucleotide phosphodiesterase activity; 3',5'-cyclic-GMP phosphodiesterase activity. Gene Ontology annotation, cellular component: mitochondrial outer membrane; mitochondrial matrix; synaptic membrane. The transcript has 15 exons. Bases 60 to 2222 code for a protein of 720 amino acids. The record is from RefSeq and is a predicted model, not a curated record. Gene Ontology annotation, biological process: regulation of mitochondrion organization; positive regulation of gene expression; negative regulation of receptor guanylyl cyclase signaling pathway.
UUUAUUUGGUUCAAUAUUGACAAUAAUAUUUGCCUUAUAAAUACUUAAAACAACAUUAAAUGGCUGCUUUACAAAAUAAGAAACAUAAAAGGAAAACUAUACAACACAGUGAUCCAGGGAAAAUUUUAGACUUGGUCGUCAAUCUGUGUGACGAUACAUGUGCCCACUUACAAGUUAAAGUAAACGCAUACAUGACGCCAAAACUUAUAGAAUCGGUGAAAUCGCAAAUGGAAAUUACAGACCUGCUCAGCAACUUCGGUGAGGAUUUUCAGGAUAUAGUUACCCCCUUUGUAUCAAAAGAAGAAAAGAAGCCUUGUAAGAAGCGGUUUGUGAUGCUGCCGAUUGUGGACAAGCCGUUCUCUCUGAUCGUCUGCGUCCUCUCUCCGAAGAUUCUUGAAGAAGAAGUCGCUUGCAUCAUCUAUGAAUGUUUCCUGUUCACUUGGCCUACUUUGAAGAAGACCAUUGCUUAUGAAUACGAAUGCACUCUGAAACAAAAGUGUCAGCAGCUUUUACGUAUGGCUAGGCGAUUGUUCACACAAGUGGCGUCUUUGGACACGCUGCUCCAAAUCGCGAUGGAGCAGGCGAAGUUGCUGACUAAAGCGGAGUACUGCUCCGUGAAAAUGGUGGACGUGGAUCGCAUGGAGUUGGUCGAAGCGCCGUGGCAGGCGCCCACGCAAGGGGUUGUGCGACCGGAACUCGGCCGUUUUUACUCGCAACAACAGCAAGAUGAGAAGGAAGUCACUGAGAGAAGAUUCACGAUGGACCUCGGCAUCACCGGCCAAGUUUUAAAGUCCGGGGUCCUCAUCAACUGCAAGUCGGCCACCUCGCAUCCUGCUUUCAAUUCCACCAUUGACACUCUUCCAGGAGUUGACUGCAAAACUCUUCUUUGCUUCCCAAUACGUGAGCAAACUGGGAUCAUCGGCGUCGGUCAGCUGAUCAACAAAGUGGGAGACCCUUACUUCGACAGCAUGGACGAAGAGAUGGCGCUCGCGUUCAGCAUCUACUGCGGCGUCUGCAUCACACACUCUGUCGUCUACAGGAAGAUCCAGGAGGCUCACAUCAGGAAUGCCUUGGCUAAUGAGCUCGUCAUGUAUCAUAUGAAGGUGGGAGACGGCGAAGUGUCGCGUCUGCUGGAGUGCACGGGGUUCCACGGCCACCCACACAUCCAGUCGCUGCACUUCAACGUGCGCGCCAUCCCCUUCCGCGAGCUACCCUGCUACGCGUACAAGAUGUUCUUCGACCUCGAAUACGAUAAGAAGUUCCAACUAAAGCAUCAGAAGCUGGCGAGGUUCAUACUCCACGUGAAGAAAGGUUACCGUGAUGUGCCGUACCAUAACUGGACACACGCGUUCAACGUCGCGCAGUGGGCGUACGCGUCUCUGGUCAACUUCAAGCUCGUGCCGCAUGGAUACUUUAGUGAACUGCAAGGGUUGAUGUUUUUGGUGGCGGGCCUCGUGCACGAUUUAGACCACCGCGGGACCACUAACAGCUUCCAUCUGCAAGGCCAAACGACGCUAGCGGCGCUGUACUCAAGCGAAGGCAGCGUGAUGGAGAGGCACCACCUCGCGCAGGCGAUGUGCAUCCUCAACACAGAGGGCUGUGAUAUCCUGGAGUCGCUGCCGCGGAGGGAGUACGAUCGCGCCAUCAUCACGCUCAGGGACUUUGUUCUCGCUUCCGAUUUGAGUAACUACUUCAAAAACAAGCCGGAUUACAUGCUGAUAUCCAAUGACUUCCUGAAAGGCAACCGAGUGCACAACGCGGCUCUACAAGCGCUGCUGAUGAAUGCCGCCGACCUCAGUGAUCAGCUCAAGGAUUGGGGCAGUGUCAAGAAAACUGCGGCGGCGGUCCUGACUGAGUUCUUCAAGCAGGGCGACGUGGAGAAGAGUCGCGGUGACCUGCCAGCCGUCAUUAUGGAUAGAGAUAAGUGCUUCAUACCCGAGUUGGAGAUACAGUUCCUCAGCGACACCUGCAUACCGCUGUUCACAAUGCUGGGUAAGAUGAUACCUAAGGCGGCUGCAUGCGUCAAGAUUGUGGAAAACCACAUCGAGAGAUGGGAUGCGGCAAAACCUAUAUUUCAAGAGGUACCUAUCACAGCCGGACUGUCAGUACUGUUGAGUCCGGAACUGGACAACCUGAUAGAGUUGAACCUGCAAGAGAAGGAACGACUGGCGAAAGAGGCCGAGGAGGAGGCGGCAGCGGCCGCGGCGGAGGAGCAGACCUAAUUACGAUACGAACCAGCGCCCGCGACGCGACAAGUACCGCGGACUAAGACAAAUACCGCGCGCUUCAACAAAUACCGCGGGCUUCGACAAAUACCGCGAGCUUCGAUAAAUAUCGCCUGUUUCUACAAAUACCGUCUAUUUCGAGAAAUACCGUGGGCUUCGAUAAAUACCACGGACUCCGACAAAUACUAAUUUCGACCAACGGAUCACAGCGUGUUCUACACAGACAACAUAGGUAAGUACGUUGCGUCUAUUUAUCGAAGCACGCGAUAUGUAUCGCGUCUACAGACUCAUCCUGCUUAUAUAUAAUAUUUAUUUUAACAAAUUAUUAUUGGAAUUAUGUGACAUUAUUAAUAACAUUGUUUGAUAAUUUGUAAAAGUCGUUGGUAAACUGAGCGGCCUUUAGAAAUUUUGUUUUAUUUUGAAAGUAGGA